Messenger RNA from Agrilus planipennis (emerald ash borer), 460 nucleotides. RefSeq names its product tctex1 domain-containing protein 1. Gene Ontology annotation, biological process: microtubule-based movement. The transcript has 2 exons. The record is from RefSeq and is a predicted model, not a curated record. Bases 1 to 387 code for a protein of 128 amino acids. Gene Ontology annotation, cellular component: cytoplasmic dynein complex; cytoplasm. Gene Ontology annotation, molecular function: dynein intermediate chain binding. NCBI's taxonomy places the organism in Eukaryota, Metazoa, Arthropoda, Insecta, Coleoptera, Buprestidae.
AUGUCGAACGUUUCAUCACCAAAAAGAUCUGUAACGUUGAUGAACACUUAUCAGCUAGAACCGAAGAAAAAGUUUAGUUCAGACCAAGUACAAAAAAUAAUAAGAGUAUUCUUAGAAGAUGCCAUCGAUAACUUGACCUACGACCCCGUUAAAUGCGCCAAAUUAUGCCAGACAUUAUCGGAAAUGAUUAAGGAUAAAGUUAAGGAGCAACAGUAUGACAGGUACAAAAUAGUAGCUGUUGUGACUAUAGGAGAGAAAAGAUCCCAAGACGUAUUGUCUAUCCUGGGCUUUUUGUGGGACCCUCAGAGAGAUAGCUACGCACUUUAUACUGAAGAAAAUAUGUUUGUAUAUAUAGUGGGCAUGUGUUUUGGUAUUUACUACGAAUAAUAAUUAAAUAUAAUGUAUAUAUUAUAAUAAUUCUAGUUUCCAUUUCUCUAUUUUAACAACAUCUCAAACUAUU